This is a messenger RNA of Scutellospora calospora, 230 nucleotides long. The record is from the annotation of a GenBank genome assembly. Lineage: Eukaryota; Fungi; Glomeromycota; Glomeromycetes; Diversisporales; Gigasporaceae.
UUAACGACGCAGCACUCGCUAAGGAAUUACAAGAAGAAUAUAAAAUUAUCAAUGAUGUAGAUUCUUUAGCUUUGGCGCUUCAGAUACAGGCCGAAGAAGACCUGGGAAGUAACCAAGAUCCCGACGAUCCAAAUCCUGAUAUUCAUGGUCUUUUUAUCGCUUUCGAUCAACAAUAUUUUUGGGGGAGUUUGAAAAGUGUUGAGGUUAGAUGGUCAAAUAAAAUGACAUUG